AUGUCUGUGCACAAGUGUUGUGUACCGAAUUGUGGAACUACUCGCACAACCAAUAUAACACUCCACCUGUUCCCCAAUCCCGAUAAGGAUAUAGACAGGGUUUGUCAUGCACAAUUUGAACGAAGAUACUACACAAUAAGUAAUCGACUUGUUAAAAAUGCAAAUGCAGUCUCAACAAUUAAUUUGUCAGGAUAUUCAGUAAGAAAUACACCUUUACAAGAUAUUACAAAUACUAGUAUACACCGAGUUGAUGAUAUUGAACAAGGAGUUGCAUCUACAUCUACUUUUGAUGCCAAUCUUCAAAAUGUGACUGGUAGAACAUUUCAUUCAUCUACAAGUCUGCCUAUGUUCAAAGGUAAGUAA
Molecule: messenger RNA, 363 nt
Organism: Parnassius apollo (apollo)
Lineage: Eukaryota; Metazoa; Arthropoda; Insecta; Lepidoptera; Papilionidae
Source: the annotation of a GenBank genome assembly